Messenger RNA from Trichoderma virens Gv29-8, 561 nucleotides. RefSeq lists its product as uncharacterized. The record is from RefSeq and is a predicted model, not a curated record. The transcript has 3 exons. Bases 1 to 561 code for a protein of 186 amino acids. Lineage: Eukaryota; Fungi; Ascomycota; Sordariomycetes; Hypocreales; Hypocreaceae.
AUGUUGUACAAGCCCUUCAUGAACAUGCUUAUCGAAAAUAACUUCAUCAAAACCCUCGAACCUGGCUUCGGCGUCAAUUCGAGACGGACGCUUUUAGAAGGCCGCGUUCUACAAACACUUGGCCGUUUCCAUGAUCCUGUCCCUGAAAGAGCGCCCUCUCCAUGCACGUCCUUCAAUAUGCAACUUCAAGAGUCAUCGAUCUGUACCCCCUUUAAUUUUCUUCGGUAUGCAAACCGCCACUUUUUCCAACAUGCAUUCGUAGACCCUCCUUCAACCUGGACUCUUGCGGCAUUCCGUAAGAUACAACCCGGACCUGCAGCACGCUCUGUAUUCGAAGACCACAUAGUCAAGGAAACGGCCCAGAGGACGAAUGAGAACGAUGAUCAAAAGGCAUCGAGGACAGCAGGCGCAGCUCAUUUGAAGGCAUUUCUAGCACCCGGCGCGCAAGAGGUAAAGAAAGAACAAGCAAAGCUUGAACCUUUGGAAUCGCGAAACAAGGUUGCCGAGGAACGGCAUCUGAAGAAGAUGUGUGAAAACUCAUGGGAGAAUAUUAUGGACUAG